GGACUUUCAAUCCCGCAUACGGCUUAUCACUCUUACCCACGACGAGAUGUCUCGAGUCAUAAAGACCUGCAGAGACAUAAGUGUGAGUGUGACGAACCUACAUCAUGGCCUCAUCUGUGUUACGCUGGCUCGGAUACUCGGAGACAUCCCGGGGUUAAGAGCCGUGACGCCGUACUCCCUGAGACGGUUUACGGGGGCGAGCUCACGCGAGAUUAUCAACCACAUAUCGUACACGACUACGUAUGUACCAGGAAGUACUUAAGGCAUAACCAGAGAUGCUACUGCCCACUCUGAUACGGAGCGCCAGCUGGUGGUGGAAG
Colletotrichum godetiae is the source of this 320-nucleotide messenger RNA. RefSeq lists its product as uncharacterized. NCBI's taxonomy places the organism in Eukaryota, Fungi, Ascomycota, Sordariomycetes, Glomerellales, Glomerellaceae. The coding region runs from base 47 to 262 and encodes 71 amino acids. The record is from RefSeq and is a predicted model, not a curated record. The transcript has a single exon.